UCUGCGUAGAGUCCCGGCAGAACCAUAAAUCCCGCUUUACCCACCUCUGCUCAGACUUUGUGGACGAUCCCUAACUGGCCCCAUGAGAUCUGAGACGUUCACGGAGCCGCUCUGUUGCUGAACUCUCUACUGGGGAGGGAAAAGUUGGUGAAGAUGCACUGAAACCGACGAAACUGCCAAGAACCCAGACUUCAGUUAUCUGCAGCGGUACACAGUUGUAGGCUACUAUUUUACAAGUAUGAGGAGCAUCAGACCGACGAAACGGUCUAAACAAUUCUUUAGAUAUGGCUGACGUUGAAGCAAAGAAGGAUUUUCGGCGCCCACUUUAAAGCCAAAGAGAGUAGGCUAUAUUUCUGUUCUGUUUCCAUUCAUUGGUGUUCAUCAUACCAUGAGCACACUCCAGCAGCUGGGAACAAUGUCUUUUUUGAUAAAAAAGAAGAAGUUCAAGUUUCAAGUGCACUUUACAUUGGAAGAGCUCACAGCAGUGCCUUUUGUUAAUGGAGUGCUUUUCUGCAAGAUUCGGCUGAUUGAUGGUGGGGACUUUGCCAUUUCGUCAUCCAGGGAGGAGGUGCAGCAGAACUGUGUUCGAUGGAGGAAGAAGUUCUCUUUCGUGUGUAAAAUGAUUGCUAAUCCAAUCACUGGAGUAUUGGACCCCUGCAUCUGCCGGGUCUCUGUACGUAAGGAGCUCAAAGGAGGAAAAGCCUUCUCAAAGCUAGGUUUUGCUGAUCUCAACAUUGCAGAGUUUGCUGGUUCGGGCUCCGCAGUUCGCUGCUGCAUCCUGGAGGGUUAUGACACCAAAAACACUCGACAGGACAACUCUAUUCUCAAGGUUACAAUUGGGAUGACUCUUCUGUCUGGGGAUCCCUGCUUUAAAACGCCUCCCAGCACAGCCAAAUCUCUCUCCAUUGGGGACGAGGACCCCACCCUGCAGCUGGACUGUAAGGGUGAGAGCACUGAUUCCACAGUGCAGCCACUAGGAGGCAUCAUGGAGGGUCCUCGCGCCUUCAAACCCAGACAGUCGUCAGUACGUAGCUCAGGGCUUCCUGAGGAGGGAGAGAGUGUGUCCAGCCCAGACGAGGUCUUUCACUCCGGACAUUUCCGCAGCUCCAGCUAUGCCAGCCAGCACAGCAAGAUUUCAGGCUACAGCACAGCUCACUCUCGCUGCUCCAGCCUGACAGACCUCAGUCACCAUAGGAACGCCUCCUCCAGCAGCAAUGUCUCCUGUGGGCUUGCCUCUAGCCCCACAGAGCCACACCGACAAGCAACUCCAACCAAACCAGAGAGACCUCCUCUACCCUCUGCAGCAGCCCUCAUGUCCAACAGAUCCUCCAGGAGAAAGAAGGACACUGUGGAGAGGCAGCCCAACUGUGUGGACGACACCCGCAUUGAUGCAGAUGACAUUGUGGAGAAGAUUGUACAGAGUCAGAACUUUUCUGACAGCAGCAACAAGGAAGACAGCAACUUGAGACUGUUUGUGAGCAAAGAUGGGACCACUGCCCUCAGCGGGACACAGAUCGCCAACAGAGGAACACCUGGUAUUUUUGAGCCGGUGGUCAUCGAGACUCACUGAAAGAUACUGUAAUUUAACAUGUCUCCAGCCUCAUCAACUGGUUAAUGAUUCUGUGACAUCAGAUUGUCUGUGACUGUAUGUGGAAGUAUGUGCAUACUUUAUCUUCAGUGCACACAACUUGAAAUAAGACUACUAUGAUAUAUAUAUAUAUAUGGAACCUUUUUUAGUAUAUAUUUAAUUGGGUGGUGGGAGGUGUGUUAUACAUGAUUACUGUAUUUUCUCAAAUAAUGGAUGGGCCUUUUUUUCUUUUUUACUUUAAAUGAUAAAAGAAUCAGGCCUUUAUUUCUAUAUUAUAUUAUGUAUAUUAGGUAAAUUUGAAAAUAUUCCCAUCUGCUCCCGGUUGCUGUGUUAAUUUACAGGUCUUGUUGUUUGCUGUUAAUACAGGUUUAACACGUCCUCUACAUAUCUGUUUUACAUUAAAACAAUGCCAUCAGUCCAGGGGGAAUAUUCCUCCUCUUUUAUUGUGCAGGAAGUGUUGAGUUUUACAGCAGCUUAAUAGUGGCAAAGUACAGCAAAGUAGAAUCGACCCAAAUUAAUUCAACAGUCAGUGAGAAUUUCAGAGCCUGGCAGUCUGGAGCAACACAUGUUUUUAUCCUCAUGCACAGGAAUUAGUAAUCUCUAAAAUUACCUAAUUUAUGUGCACAGAUAAGCAAUUUGUACUCAAGUUAGAAUUAAUAUCAAGUUACUUUAACAGCUGGAAUAUGAGAUGCCUAAAAAUACUGAAUGCAUUUCUUCAUAUUCUUCAUAUUGGGAGGACAUUACAUUCAUUUCAGUUGUCCUUGUCCCCUCACCACUCUUUUUUUACACAGUUGUGGUGCUACUCAUCAUAAUCAAUACUGGCAUUGCAAUUUUCAGCAAUUAUCCUCUGUUGCCUUAGAACAGUGCCACGUCACUGAUAUAUCAGUGUCCUAAAUUUCAAUAAAUCACUGACCCUAUUCACUGUAUAGUGUUUUACUACCUGCAUUACUCAAUAAAGGAUCAGUCUGAAACACACCCAGUGAAACUUUGACCGUGCUAGGUGCACAAAAUACUUGAACAAUACCCUAAAAACCACUACAUUGUGGGAAUUGUAGUGCAACACUGAAAUAUUUGUGCGUUCAGAAGGGCCUCGUCAACUCGUGAAACUGAACAUUUCUGA
Molecule: messenger RNA, 2708 nt
Organism: Sander lucioperca (pikeperch)
Lineage: Eukaryota; Metazoa; Chordata; Actinopteri; Perciformes; Percidae
Product: protein FAM102A
Exons: 12
Coding region: 389-1570 (393 amino acids)
Source: RefSeq, a predicted model, not a curated record